Molecule: messenger RNA, 600 nt
Organism: Spirometra erinaceieuropaei
Lineage: Eukaryota; Metazoa; Platyhelminthes; Cestoda; Diphyllobothriidea; Diphyllobothriidae
Source: the annotation of a GenBank genome assembly
AUGGCCAUCAUCCGUCAGUCUGAAGGCCCAUGGGCCUCACCCCUUCACAUGGUCUCACUGGCCGCCAUUGGUGACUGGCGCCCCUGCGGUGAUUACAGGGCCCUAAACAACGUCACUGUCCCGGAACGCUACCUUGUCCCACAUCUUCAGGAUUUUGCCGGCGUCCUAUUCGGCAAGUCUGUAUUCUCGUAGAUCGAUCUGGUCCCUGCCUUCCAACAGAUUCCCAUCGCCCCAGAGGACGUUUCGAAGACAGCCAGCACCACCCCCUAUGGCCUCCUUGAGUUCCUGUGCAUGCCGUUUGGACGUCGCAACGCCUCCCAGGCCUUCCAAAGAUUCGUAGACAGAGUGCUUCGCGGCCUGCCAUUUGUAUACGCCUACAUCGACGACCUUCUGGUAGCUAGCUCCACCACCGAAGAACACAUGGAGCAUCUUGCAACGGUGUUUGACCACCUUCAGCAGUUCGGUGUUGUUCUCAACCCGUCCAAGUGCGUCUUCGGUGCCCCCUCGCCAGAAUUCCUCGGUCAUCUGGUUGACAUCCCAGCGAAGGUUGCAGCCAUCCGUGAUUUUCCGCCUCCCUUAUCCAAACCUCAGCUGCAGUGA